GGUGUUAUCAGCGCCACACUAGAGUAACAUACAUAUAGGCCCUCGUUUUUUGUUUUACCUUCGUUAUUUGGGCUGCCCAUACAGUAGCAGUAGUCGUAGUAAAGCAAGCGUGAAGGUUCUUCUUCCUGUUGGGCCUCUUCUUCUUCCCUUUUCAACAUUCUUUUGUUGACUGCAAUCGAUCUUCCACCGCAAUACACCACGCAUUUUGACAGAAGGGCAAUAUAUAUCUAUUCAUUACACUAUAAACACCCUUAGCACCGCUUCUGCUUCGUUUUUCCUUUCUGCCUUACUCGUUGAGUUGACUUACUGCGUUGGCUUUUUUAUUUAAAUUCGUGUACGUGAGUACUUGCAUUGGUCGCGGCGCCUCUUCUCUUUUAUCAUUUUUUUGUUGUUGGUGCAUACACCCAGCUCUUAUCCUUGUAGAUCGUCAACUCGCUCUUUCUUUCAUCAUGCUUCGCCGGCUCUGCGCUGCUGCGGGGCCGCAGAUGAGUGCGCGCGCCAAGGUGGCGAUAGCUGCUCGGUCGCUCACCUACACCCCUCGGACACGUGAUGUGCAAUUUUUGUAUGAGGAGGUGUUCCACAUGUAUGAUCACUACGGAAAACUAGCCGGCAAGGACGGCGCCUCCCGUGAAAACACGGUCACAAAGGAGCUGAUGGACGCCUUGCUUGAGGAGAGCUCGAAGCUGUCCACGCAGACCCUCUUCCCUCUGUACGAGCCUUCUGACACGGAGGGGUGCAAGCUGGCCAACGGGGUCGUGACCACACCGAAGGGCUUCAAGGAGGCGUACAAGGCCUACGCCGAGGGCGGGUGGGUGGGCAUCAACGACCCGGAGAAGUACGGAGGACAGGGUCUGCCCGUAUCUGUUGGGUUUACCACACGCGAGAUUAUGUCGACCGCAAAUUGGAGCUUCGGCAUGUAUCCGAAUCUCUCGCAGGGCGCGUGCCAGACGCUACUCAAAUGGGCAAGCGAUGAGCUCAAGGAGGUGUACCUGCCAAAGCUCGUGUCCGGUGAGUGGAGCGGCACGAUGUGCCUGACAGAGCCGCAGUGUGGCACCGACCUUGGGCAGGUGAAGACGAAGGCGGAGCCGCUGGGGGAUGGUAAAUCCUACCACAUCACCGGCACGAAGAUCUUCAUCUCUGCCGGCGACCACGAUCUGGUGGACAACAUCGCACACGUCGUGCUCGCCCGCCUGCCAAACUCAAAGCCCUCCACAAAGGGUCUGUCGCUCUUCCUCGUUCCGCGACACGUCGUGAAGCCGGAUGGCACGCUGGAGGCGAAAAAGAACGUCGAGUGCAUCGGAGUGGAGAAGAAGAUGGGCAUUAAGGGCAGCGCGACGAGCCAGCUCAGCUUCGACAAUUCUGUGGGCUACCUGAUCGGCAGUGAGAGCGAGGGCAUGAAGGAGAUGUUCACCUACAUGAACGCGGCUCGCAUGGGCUGCGGGAUGCAGGGCGUGAGCCACGCAGAGUUGGCCUUCCAGAACAGCCUGCGCUACGCCCGCGAGCGGCGAUCGAUGCGGGCGCUGAGUGGCACCAAGGAACCCGAGAAGCCGGCGGACACGAUCAUCUGCCACGCGAACGUGCGUUCGAACAUACUCUUCUCCAAGGCGGUGGCGGAGGGCGGCCGUGCGUUGAUCGUGGACGUGUCCCGCAUGCUGGAUCUACACUUCGCCGCGCCUACCCCGGAGGCGGCAGCGAAGCUAGACAACGAAAUCGGCUUCUACACGCCAAUUGCAAAGGGGUGUUUGACGGAGUGGGGUUUCGAGGCGGCCAGCCGAUCGCUGCAAGUCUGGGGCGGUCACGGCUACAUCAACGGCAACGGCAUGGAACAGAUUCUGCGUGAUUCUCGCAUCGGUACCCUUUAUGAAGGGACGACGGGAGUGCAGGCGAUGGACUUUAUUGGCCGCAAGGUGCUCAGCUCCAAAGGCGGCAACCAGGCUAAGAGGUUCGGACAGCGCGUCAACAAACUCGCGCGGGCGCACCUGUUUUCCUCCGGCCCGCUCGGCAGCUACGGCCGCCAUCUGUGGCUCAUGCAGAAGCAGUGGCGCAUCGCGACAAUGAAGAUAGGCUUUAUGGCGCAGAAGAACCACGACGCAGUGGCAGCGGCCUCGGAGGACUUUCUGAUGUACUCGGGCUAUCUCACACUCGGGUACUACUGGCUGCGCAUGGCUGAGGCGGCGCAGAAGAAAGUCGCUGCCGGACAGGACCCUGACGGCUUCUACCAGGCGAAGCUGGACACCUGCGAGUACGUCUUUACGCGUGUGUUGCCGCGGGCCGACGCCCAUUAUAAGAUGAUGCAGGAGCCGCCGGCGCUGUGCGCCUACAAGCAAGAGAACUGGGACAUCCAAUAG
Molecule: messenger RNA, 2348 nt
Organism: Leptomonas pyrrhocoris
Lineage: Eukaryota; Euglenozoa; Kinetoplastea; Trypanosomatida; Trypanosomatidae
Product: putative mitochondrial acyl-CoA dehydrogenase
Exons: 1
Coding region: 450-2348 (632 amino acids)
Molecular function (GO): flavin adenine dinucleotide binding; oxidoreductase activity, acting on the CH-CH group of donors
Source: RefSeq, a predicted model, not a curated record